UCAGCUAGGCGCCUGAGCUGGCUGCGGCGUGCAGUGGCGGUGGCAGGGACGGCCAGGACGACUGGAGAGACGCGUAGGUGAUGGCCGCACCGCGGCCUGUCAGCUCGAAUUCGAGCUCCAGGAGCGCUUCCCGGCCGCGCCCGCGCCCGCCCGCAGGUCUGCAGCAGUCCGGGCAGCUGGGGUUCAUCGAAGCCCAGAAGCGGGUCCUGGAUCUGGAGAAGAGCCUGCAGUUCCUGCAGCAGCAGCACUCCGAGACGCUGGUCAAGCUCCACGAGGAGAUCGAGUACCUGAAACGGGAGAACAAAGAUCUCCAAUACAAGCUAAUAAUGAAUCAGAAGCCGCAAAAGAAAGCAGGAAGCAUCUCCUCCUCAAGCCUUCAGUCCAACAAGUCCAUUUCCAACUCAUCCAUAUCAACUAACUCUCAAGCCAAGACCAGGCCCCAGCCUGGCUCCUGCAGGAAACAAGAGUUGAAAAUUGACAUCUCUCAGAAGAUGGACUCAGAAGAACAGCCACUCGGUGCUGCCAUGAUUCAAAGCAGCAAGUUGGACAGAGUCCCUGGGGUGCAGAUCCAGGCCAAAGACGAGGAAGCGGAGAUCUCUAAUUCAGUGGCAACCUUGGUUGGGGGCCAGCACAGGGGAAAGCAGGUGACAGGGGUGACUGCCUCCCUGAGCCUGCCCCCACACCUGCGCAAGCCCACCACAGUGCAGCAGUGCGAGGUGGUCAUCCGGCAGCUGUGGAAUGCCAACCUUCUGCAGGCCCAAGAGCUGCAGCAUCUCAAGUCUCUCCUGGAGGGGAAUCAGAGGACUAAGGCUGUCAUGGAGGCUGGGCCUAGCUCUCUCAAGGACCAGGAGGCCAUGCAGUUCCCCAAGGUCUCUACCAAGGGCAUCUCUAAGAAGUGCCUGAUUCUGAGCCCAAUGCCUGCGGCGGAGCGAGGCAUCCUGCCUGCUCUGAAGCAGAGCCUGAAGAGCAACUUCGCCGAGCGGCAGAAGCGGCUGCAGGUGGUGCAGAACCGGCGCCUGCAUCGCUCUGUGCUCUGAGCCAGCACCCCACAACUCGGCUGCCCUCUCCACACAGCUCACACGGAUUAUUCCAUGACUUCAGCCCCUCCAUCCCGGGAGACAAAAACCAUGACAGAUAAAGUACUUAAUCUCAGAGCUGAGAAACUAUUUUCUCACUAUUGUUUGGCUAUUCUCCAUUUACACAAAAGCACAUUAUUCUCUGCUGAAAACAGAAAAUAAAGCUUGUUUCACCUA
Molecule: messenger RNA, 1253 nt
Organism: Perognathus longimembris pacificus (Pacific pocket mouse)
Lineage: Eukaryota; Metazoa; Chordata; Mammalia; Rodentia; Heteromyidae
Gene: Ccdc74b
Product: coiled-coil domain containing 74B
Exons: 8
Coding region: 81-1037 (318 amino acids)
Source: RefSeq, a predicted model, not a curated record